This is a messenger RNA of Penicillium argentinense, 258 nucleotides long. RefSeq lists its product as uncharacterized. The coding region runs from base 1 to 258 and encodes 85 amino acids. The transcript is spliced from 2 exons. NCBI's taxonomy places the organism in Eukaryota, Fungi, Ascomycota, Eurotiomycetes, Eurotiales, Aspergillaceae. The record is from RefSeq and is a predicted model, not a curated record.
AUGUUUGGACCGCCUCAACUCGACGAAGCGACCAUAAGGCCCAUCGACUUCAACCGCACCUCCCCAUUCCACGAAGCAAUCGAAAUUCUCACUUCCUGGAUCAAGGCGGGAGUCUACGAAGAUUUCCACGAGUACGGCUUGGACAACCCGGAUCCCACGCCCAACGAUCAGCUCUGGGCGCGCCACCAGCUAACCGUGAUCGAGGAGCCAGCCACGCUGGACGGGACUUCGUUGGACGAAGUGCGGGGGGCAUUUUGA